Molecule: messenger RNA, 1750 nt
Organism: Anolis carolinensis (green anole)
Lineage: Eukaryota; Metazoa; Chordata; Lepidosauria; Squamata; Anolidae
Gene: znf488
Product: zinc finger protein 488
Exons: 3
Coding region: 527-1543 (338 amino acids)
Biological process (GO): oligodendrocyte development; regulation of DNA-templated transcription
Cellular component (GO): nucleus
Source: RefSeq, a predicted model, not a curated record
CCACCCCUCCCGCCGGAGCGCGCUGUCCAUCCCUCAGGUAGUAGCAGGGACGGCGGGAGGGCGCGCGCUCCUCUCCUCGCGCUCUUCGUUUCCAAAGCCACGCCCCCGCCCCUCCCUCGGCAGAAAGCGCGCGCCGCCGCCGCCUCAGGUGGAAUCAUCGCCUCAGCAGCAGGAAGCUCGGAGACAACUUCUUGGAAAGUCCUCAGGGAAAGAAAGAAGCCCAAAAGCGACCGGCGGGUUCCGGUGCUCAUGCCAAUUCGGAUGUAAAACCCACGGAAUCUGAGGUUUAUUGAAUUGACAUAUGAUACUUGAUGAUGGGACAGAAGCAGUGUGGUUGGACCUUUCAGAGUGUUCAAAACAAAACAUAAGGCAGAUAGAGAGGCAUUUCAAGACACAAGUAAUAGAGUGGAAUUGCUCAAACUGCAAGCAAAUUUUCAAGUGUGAAUAAUACCGUCUCUCUCAUGCACACUUAUUCUGUUUUUCAAAAAAUAUCCUGCAGCUCUGGUGAAAUCUUUCUGACUUCAAAAUGGUGAAGAGUGGGUUAUUGGAGCAAGCUAACAAUUUCCAGAAUCUUGCUAGGGACUUAGAGCUCAAAAUGGCAACUUAUGAUUCCCAUUUGGAAAAGGGAAUAAACUGUGACAAAGUAGAGAAUAAACAUGACAGAAAAACUGUGUUGUUGGAGAAAACUAAUUGUCUAUAUGAAGAACUUUAUAGUGAGAACAGGGAUAAAGGUGCUGUGCAGUACACGUUAGAGGGACCGUUCUGGAAGUUCAGUACAGGGAAACAAAUAGUUCUCAAGAAGGAUGUUCUGGAGCAGAAGGAGAGUGCAUUCACUGAAGUGAGGAGAAUGAAGCUGAUAAUUGAGAAAACCAAAAAGAUGGAACAAGGAAAUGGAGAGACUUACUUUGGCAAAGAGCACCAAGUUUCUUGUUCAUCAGGCAGUGCGUUCUCCUUUGUGUGGCCAACCAGAGCUUCUGGGGAAACAAAGAGUGCUUUUAGCAAACCACUGAAAAAUCUAAUGGACCAAAGAGCAGUGGCUGCCACUUAUCAUCUGAAUGAUCCAUGGAAAGGCUCAGGAAAGCUGUCAGAAUGCAUCAGUGCCAUUGACUUCAUGAGAUACAAAAGCUUUCUGACUUCCAAGUGCUUUCUGGGUGAUUUGAACAGCUCUCCGCUGCUGCAGACCAGUUUUGUUCAGAGCAACACUUUCCCUUACGCUGCAGGACUAUGGCCAAGGCAAACAAAAGACCACAUGCAGACCACAUCCACACCAAAUGCAAGCUCUUCAUUUGCUUCCUUGACUCUGUUACCUCCUACUUUCACUUCCUUUGGUGUAGCAGCCCAAAACUGGUGUGCAAAAUGUAACCUCUCCUUUCGCAUGACAUCUGACCUUGUGUUCCACAUGCGCUCCCAUCACAAAAAGGAGAGCGUUUUUCCAGAGUCCCAUGGCAAAAGGAGGCGGGAAGAGAAACUAUCCUGUCCUGUCUGUCAGGAAUAUUUUCAGGAGCGGCAUCACUUAUCUCGUCAUAUGACUUCUCAUUAUUAGGCUUAUCACUGAUCAUUUGCAGUGUGUGUGUUUGUAGGUACACCCUUGACUGUGUUGAGUUAUUUGCAUGUAUUUUGCAGCCAGAUUUAACUAGCAUCUUCUAGGAGGCAGCCAUCUGCAAUGUUUUCAGAAAAACACCAUACACAUACAUGAACUUCAGCUAGCUAUAAUUCUGAAAAAAAAAAUAAAACUCUGUAGAUUUCCAGA